Phodopus roborovskii (desert hamster) is the source of this 3040-nucleotide messenger RNA. RefSeq names its product WD repeat domain 1 (gene Wdr1). The record is from RefSeq and is a predicted model, not a curated record. Gene Ontology annotation, molecular function: actin filament binding. Bases 201 to 2021 code for a protein of 606 amino acids. Gene Ontology annotation, cellular component: cortical actin cytoskeleton. Gene Ontology annotation, biological process: locomotion; actin filament depolymerization; positive regulation of actin filament depolymerization. NCBI's taxonomy places the organism in Eukaryota, Metazoa, Chordata, Mammalia, Rodentia, Cricetidae. The transcript is spliced from 15 exons.
GGCGAGCCGCGCCGGGGCCGCGCUUCCGGGUUGGGUCGUCCGCAGAGGCAACGCGCAGGGCAGGCACGAGCGGGCCUCGGAGCCGGGCCUCGGACCGCCCCCUCCGCGCCCGGCACGCCCGGCGCCGCCUUCCGCGCAGUCCCCGGGCUCGGCCACUGCGAGGUCCCAUUCGAGUGCGGCGCCGUAACAAGUGGGCGAGGAUGCCGUACGAGAUCAAGAAGGUGUUCGCUAGCCUCCCCCAAGUGGAGCGGGGCGUCUCCAAGAUCCUCGGCGGAGACCCCAAGGGCGAUCAUUUCCUCUACACCAAUGGCAAGUGCGUCAUCCUGAGAAAUAUCGAUAACCCUGCUAUUGCUGACAUCUACACAGAACAUGCCCAUCAGGUGGUAGUGGCCAAGUAUGCACCCAGCGGGUUCUACAUUGCUUCUGGAGAUGUCUCUGGGAAGCUAAGGAUCUGGGAUACCACACAGAAGGAGCAUCUUCUAAAGUAUGAGUACCAGCCUUUCGCUGGGAAGAUCAAGGACAUUGCCUGGACUGAAGACAGUAAGAGGAUCGCCGUGGUCGGGGAAGGAAGGGAGAAGUUUGGAGCUGUCUUCUUAUGGGACAGUGGCUCUUCUGUGGGUGAGAUCACAGGACACAACAAAGUCAUCAACAGUGUGGACAUCAAGCAGAGCAGGCCCUACCGACUAGCAACAGGGAGCGAUGAUAACUGUGCGGCGUUCUUCGAGGGCCCCCCAUUCAAGUUCAAGUUUACAAUUGGCGAUCACAGCCGCUUUGUCAACUGUGUGCGGUUCUCUCCUGAUGGGAACAGAUUUGCCACAGCUGGUGCUGAUGGCCAGAUAUUCAUUUAUGAUGGAAAGACAGGAGAGAAAGUGUGUGCCCUUGGAGGAAGCAAGGCCCAUGACGGAGGAAUUUAUGCUAUUAGUUGGAGUCCUGAUAGCACUCAUUUGCUAUCUGCCUCUGGAGACAAAACCUCUAAGAUUUGGGAUGUCAACGUGAACUCUGUGGUCAACACGUUUCCCAUGGGCUCCAGUGUUCUGGACCAGCAGCUGGGCUGCCUGUGGCAGAAGGACCACCUCCUCAGCAUCUCGCUGUCUGGAUACAUCAACUAUCUGGACAAGAACAACCCCAGCAAGCCCCUCCGGGUCAUCAAGGGUCACAGUAAAUCCAUCCAGUGUCUGACAGUGCACAAAAAUGGUGGCAAGUCUUACAUCUAUUCUGGGAGCCAUGAUGGACAUAUCAAUUACUGGGAUUCAGAAACAGGAGAGAAUGACUCCUUCUCUGGAAAAGGCCACACAAACCAGGUUUCCAGGAUGACGGUGGAUGAAUCUGGGCAGUUGGUCAGCUGCAGCAUGGAUGAUACUGUGCGGUACACCAACCUCACGCUGAGGGACUACAGUGGACAAGGAGUUGUGAAACUGGAUAUUCAACCAAAGUGUGUAGCUGUUGGCCCUGGGGGAUAUACUGUGGUUGUGUGCAUUGGACAGAUUGUCCUCCUGAAGGACCAGAAGAAAUGCUUCAGUAUCGACAACCCUGGCUACGAGCCGGAGGUCGUGGCUGUGCACCCUGGUGGGGACACAGUGGCGGUUGGGGGCUUGGAUGGCAAUGUGCGUAUUUACUCCAUCCUGGGAACCACGCUAAAGGAUGAAGGCAAGCUCCUAGAAGCCAAGGGGCAAGUGACAGACUUGGCCUACUCCCAUGAUGGUGCCUUCCUGGCCGUGUGUGAUGCCAGCAAGGUGGUCACGGUGUUCAGUGUGGCUGAUGGUUACUCGGAGAACAAUGUUUUUUAUGGACACCACGCAAAAAUCGUGUGCCUGGCCUGGUCACCAGACAAUGAGCACUUUGCCUCUGGUGGCAUGGACAUGAUGGUGUACGUGUGGACACUGAGUGACCCAGAGACCAAAGUCAAGAUCCAAGAUGCUCACCGGCUGCACCAUGUCAGCAGCCUGGCCUGGCUGGAUGAGCACACAUUGGUCACCACCUCCCAUGACGCCUCUGUGAAGGAGUGGACAAUCACCUACUGAGGACGCCGCUCACCCCACGGACUGAAUCAGGGACUAGAUUUUAACUGCCUCGGAGCACCCUUCUCUUAACUAUUUCUGUAACGCUCCCCUUCCCACCUGCCCUGGGAGUGAGCAGGACCUGCGAAUACCCUCCUCUCUGCAGGGUGUCCAUUGUCUGUACGCGUCCUUCUGAAAGCUUUAGACAGUAACAGUUUGCACAUGAGAAAUAAAGCAAGCACUUAAACAGCAUGUGGAGCGUACCUAAAAACUUACAGCCCACCAGACCGUGAGAGCGUGGAACAUUCCAGAGGCAGCAGCCUCCAAAGCACAGACCCCAGCCCCUGUGGCUCUUGUAGCUUAUCAGGAAAGUGGGUAGGGAGCAGACCCCUGCUCCCCUUUCCCAUGCAGGAUGCAGCUGCAAUGGAGAGGAGGAGCUGCUCUGCAGACCCCUGUGUCAGCAUUCUGGGUAGAGCAGGUGUCUGCUCCAUGGUCUAAGUCAUGUUACAUGGCUGUCUCCCUGGAGCCAUCCCCGGAUCCCACGGGGACAUGUGAACCUUGAUCUCAUUGUCAGAUUUUGUGCUUGAUUUUAAGAAUGGAAUCAUGGGAUUUCUUCUUUUUUUUUUUUUUUUUUUUUUUUUUUAAUGUAUUUUGACUGUUGUCUGUCUUGUUUCUGAGCUGGCGUGCUGACAGUACCAUGUCUAGGCAAAUAGAACCCUUCAUAGCCAGACUGAGGCUUUGGUCACAUGAUCACCAUGCUUCAAUGUUUUCCUGUCUCUUUCUCCCCCCUCCCCACCUGGCCCCAAGAGCAGAGAUUAAGGACAAGAUGAUGUCACUGUAACUUGUCAUGUUUUUACUUUUUUUUUCUUUUUCAGUGCAGAAAUUAAAGUAAGUAUAAAGCACCGUGAUUGGCAGCUUCUUUGCGUGUGUCGGAAUUACUGGUAAAUGUUGGCUGAGAACAAUCCCUCCCCUUGCACUUGUGAAAAGACUUUGAGCGCUUUAAGAGAUUAGACUGAGAAAUAAUUAAAUAUCUUUUCUCUUGA